AUGUCUGUCUCUCCCGACGCCCCUCACAUGCAGAUGUCGGUUUUACAACCUCAUAACCUCGCAUUUCUGCAGGACAACAAGCUCGCUGCGUUUCGCACCCAGGAUGGCCAAGCCUACGUGGUCGACACUUACUGCCCUCACCUCGGGGCUAAACUCGCUGCUGGCAGGCACACCGUGGGCAAUCGCAUCGAAUGCCCGUUUCAUGGCUGGCAGUUUCAAGGAGAAGAUGGAAAAUGCACCCAUCCAUAUGCUGAAAAAGUGCCAGACUUUGCAAGGGUCUGGACCUGGCCAUCCUGCGAGGUGAACAGGAUGCUGCUGCUCCGGUACCACUGCAAAGGGGUCGGUCCGACGUGGGCGGUGGAUGCCACCAAAGAGUGGGUGUUCUGCGGGCAGACAGAGCACUUGCUCGACGCGCACAUCCAGGAAGACCCCGAGAACGCAGCUGCCGUGGCUCACCUGGCUUUUCUUCACAGUCCAGCUAUUCUGGGCAGAUCUGAUCUGAGAUACACAAGGUCCAAGCUGUGGCAUUUUAUGAAGCAGAUCUGGUUGGCCAAGUGGCAGCCGGAGCCGGAACCCAACGAGCAUUGCUCCCGGCUGCUGGUUCAACACACCGCAACCAUCUUCAGGAAGCACGUCUCCUUGAUGGAUUUGAUGGUUUCAGCCAGGGAGGUGGGGCCAGGGCUGGUUUUCCUCUUUGAACCUGCUUUCCUGGGCCAUGGGAUCAUCCUGCAGAUGGUGACUCCCCUGGAGCUUCUCCUGCAGAAUGUUGUCCACAAAAUCUACUACCGGGAGAACGUGCUGGCCAUAAUCUCCAAGUUCAUCCUGAGGGCAGAGUGCAUACAG
This is a messenger RNA of Fulmarus glacialis (Northern fulmar), 843 nucleotides long. RefSeq names its product cholesterol desaturase daf-36-like. NCBI's taxonomy places the organism in Eukaryota, Metazoa, Chordata, Aves, Procellariiformes, Procellariidae. Gene Ontology annotation, biological process: chlorophyll biosynthetic process. Gene Ontology annotation, molecular function: 2 iron, 2 sulfur cluster binding; chlorophyllide a oxygenase activity. Gene Ontology annotation, cellular component: chloroplast. The record is from RefSeq and is a predicted model, not a curated record.